AUGUCUGAUGUAAACACAGCUACACCUGCCGCAGCAGCACAACAGCCACAACAGGUCGACCCCAGGAUAACACUUGGCAAUGGACUAUAUCUUCUCAUUUCACCAGUUGUCAAGGAAUGUGAUGCCAAGAUACAAGAGGUCUAUCAAUCACAGAAGAACCUAUCUGAGCAAAUCGAUUCACUGUCUAACCAGCUUGAUCAGUUUAACAGCCUUACUCAGAUACCAACAUUACAUCCUCAUAUACAGAAGUUGUUGAAUGCUCGUGGUCGCCUGCUGGCUAUCAACAGCAAGUUGACUGUGAUCAUGGGUAGAAUGGAUAAGUUGUCAGCGACAGUGUUGCAACAGCAACAACAAAAGACAUCGGUCACUGAUAGGAUAUCAGGAUUCUUCAAGAGCAGCAACAAACCAGCGACACCCACCAAGCCACAACAGAAUGCUCCUGUCUCUCAGGUACCUGCUUCCACAGGAGUUGAGGCUACUCCACAGACAUCUGCUGAGCAGCCACCUGCUGCCCCAGUGUCAUCAACAGUCCCAUAUGUGUCUGGUGACGUCCAACCACAAGCACCAGCCACAACAACAACGACAGAGGCAAGCAAUGAACAAUCACAGCCACAAGAGCAGCAGCAGCAACAACAAGAUACUACAUCAAGCGAAGAGGCGAUCAAGGAACAGCCGACAUCAGACAGUCAGCCACAAGAGCAACAACAGCAGCAGCAGGAGUAA
Molecule: messenger RNA, 723 nt
Organism: Acytostelium subglobosum LB1
Lineage: Eukaryota; Evosea; Eumycetozoa; Acytosteliales; Acytosteliaceae
Exons: 2
Coding region: 1-723 (240 amino acids)
Biological process (GO): lysosome organization; intracellular protein transport; synaptic vesicle exocytosis
Cellular component (GO): BORC complex; synaptic vesicle; BLOC-1 complex
Molecular function (GO): SNARE binding
Source: RefSeq, a predicted model, not a curated record